UUCAGGGAUGAACGGAACUAGCCGCACACAGCCAGCCACAGGUCGUUUGUAGGCUGAACGCUGAGAUGCAAGUCCCCUGUACAGCUGUCCGCCCCCGAUUUCGUGACCGGAGUGGCGAACAGGGUUUCCUUUUGCCUUCGCUGCCAGCAGCCUGACAGCCAGAACCCAAAGCUGGAUAUCGUUUGACACGGCUGCUUGCCCGGGCUGCAAAGUCUUGACUGCGGUCCUAGAUCGCGAGCCGGAGCCAGGCAUUGCGCACUAUGGCCAACGGACAGGCAGGCCCGGCCGCUGGAGACUGGGAGAUCGACGUGGAGAGCCUGGAGCUGGAGGAGGACGGCUGCGGGGGGCCGCCGUCCACGCCGCCCGGACCCAGCCCGCCACCGGCCGACGGCGAGGACGACGAAGAGGAAGACGACGCGGAGGAAGACGCGGAGGAAGAGGGCUAUGGCGAGGAGGCGGGCACGCCGCCGGAGGUGCCGGGCCGGCCGGAGUCGCAGGGAAAACAGCUGCCCAGGCCUGCGCCGGCGCCGCCGGCCUUGCCCGCCGCGGCCGGGGCCUCGGAGCGCGCCGCGAACGCGGGCGGCGUCGCGGAGCCGCGCAAGCUGAGCCGCACGCCCAAGUGCGCGCGCUGCCGCAACCACGGCGUGGUGUCGUGCCUCAAGGGCCACAAGCGCUUCUGCCGCUGGCGCGACUGCCAGUGCGCCAACUGCCUGCUGGUGGUGGAGCGGCAGCGCGUCAUGGCCGCCCAGGUGGCGCUCCGGAGGCAGCAGGCCACCGAGGACAAAAAGGGGCUUUCUGGGAAACAGAAUAAUUUCGAGCGCAAGGCCGUGUACCAGAGACAAGUCAGGGCGCCCAGCUUGCUGGCCAAAAGCAUUUUGGAAGGCUAUCGUCCCAUUCCCGCGGAGACUUACCUAGGAGGAACUUUACCUCUGCCUCCCCCAGUUAGUGACAGGAUGAGGAAAAGAAGGGCCUUUGCCGAUAAAGAGUUGGAGAACAUUAUGCUGGAGAGAGAAUAUAAAGAGAGGGAAAUGUUGGAAACCUCCCAAGCUGCUGCUUUGUUCCUGCCUAACCGCAUGGUGCCUGGACCUGACUACAACUCCUACAAGAGUCCUUAUAGCCCCACCCCGGUGGAACCAGCAAGCAAAGACUUCUGCAAUUUUUUGCCCACCUGCCUUGAUCUAACCAUGCAGUAUUCAGGGUCUGGGAAUAUGGAACUAAUUUCUUCUAAUGUAAGCGUGGCCACAACUUACAGACAGUAUCCCUUGUCUUCAAGGUUUUUAGUUUGGCCCAAGUGUGGCCCCAUUAGUGACACCCUCCUCUACCAGCAAUGCCUCCUAAAUGCUAGCACCUCAGUGCAAGCCCUGAAACCUGGGACCAGCUGGGACUUCAAGGGGACGCGAGUCCCGGAUGAACACGGUGCAGACCAUGACAUGAUGCCGCUGAAACUGGGAGGUUCCCUGGUGCUGCCUCACACGCCCGAGGUCCAGACCUCCAGAAGUGACCUUCAGGCUCACCAGGCUGUCCCCGAUAGGUCUGCAUUCUCCCCACCCCAGCGGAAUUUCUCUCCAAUUGUUGACACGGACUCUCUGGCUGCUCAAGGGCACGUCUUAACCAAGAUCAGCAAAGAAAACAGCAGGCACCCUCUGCCACUUAAACAUAAUCCAUUCCACUCGUUGUUCCAGCAAACGCUUCAUGACAAAUCAGGCCCUGAGUUGAAAACCCCAUUUGUCAAAGAGGCCUUUGAAGAGACCCCAAAGAAACACAGAGAAUGUUUAGUCAAGGAAAACCAGAAGUACACAUUUACAAUAGAUAGAUGUGCCAAAGACCUUUUUGUAGCCAAACAAGUUGGAACAAAACUCGCAGUAAAUGAGCCGCUGUCGUUUUCUGUUGAGUCUAUUCUUAAGAGGCCUUCGUCUGCCAUCACUCAUGUCUCUCAAUGAAAGCUGCUAAAUGGAAAGCUGGAUUUUCUGUAGUCUCAGAGGUUCUUGCUAUUUGCUCAUGUUUUUUAAAAGUGAAGAUGUUUGUAUAAAGAAAUUUCUAAUGUAAAUGAUGAUGAUUUCUAGAAAUUCUAUAUAUUCCUAUGCAUGUACUUUUUCUUACCACGUAAAUAUAUUUAAACUUAAAGAUGAAAAUUGCCUAAUGUACAGAUUGUAAAGUUCUAUGUUUUACAUAGCAUUUCAAAAAGCAAUAAAGUUGACACUGUCUUCUAAAAGACCUAGAUCUUGCUGAAGCAAAAAGCUGUCUCUCUAAAUGAAAAAGCUACUGUCUAUGGAGUAUGUUCUUUAUUUUUCUGUGAUUCUGUGCAUUUUCAGGUGCUCUUACUUGUCCCUGGGGACCACAGGAGACCACUUACAAUGUUUAUGUUUUGUACUUUGGAAAGCAUAUAAAUUUAGCUGUUCAAGACUAAGGCAAAAAAUAGCUUUAAAAAGAACAUAGAGCUAUUUGCAUGUUUACUGAGUCUUAAUUUCAUGACUGGAUGAAGUUGAAUUAAUUUGAAAGGAAGUCAAGUGUAGUAUUUGGAUAAUGGUGAGAGGUGGCAGUGUAUGUGUGGGGGGCUCAGAUCUUCUAUCUGGAGAUAGAAGCUUUCCUUUGACCAUUAAUAAUUCUUUUGGAUAUUCUAGAGUUUUAGCUUACUGGGACCAACAAAGCAGAUUCCCUCGUAAGGUGUGGUCAGUUCUGCCCCAAUUGUGCUCCCAGCUCUUGUCCACUGUUGUCACAGGACUGGUGGCAGUAGGCAUUUAGAUGCAGACCCAGUCACAGCUCGCAGGGGGUCCCUGAGUAUCUAGCUUUUUGGCUCCCACAUUUGCAGCAGAGUAAAACCUUUCAGUGUAGCUUUCUUCUGAGAUAAAAACAUUCACCAUUCAAAUUG
Lepus europaeus (European hare) is the source of this 2869-nucleotide messenger RNA. RefSeq names its product doublesex and mab-3 related transcription factor 2 (gene DMRT2). Gene Ontology annotation, molecular function: RNA polymerase II cis-regulatory region sequence-specific DNA binding; DNA-binding transcription factor activity, RNA polymerase II-specific. Bases 261 to 1940 code for a protein of 559 amino acids. The transcript is spliced from 5 exons. Gene Ontology annotation, cellular component: nucleus. NCBI's taxonomy places the organism in Eukaryota, Metazoa, Chordata, Mammalia, Lagomorpha, Leporidae. Gene Ontology annotation, biological process: regulation of transcription by RNA polymerase II; sex differentiation. The record is from RefSeq and is a predicted model, not a curated record.